Molecule: messenger RNA, 3327 nt
Organism: Porites evermanni
Lineage: Eukaryota; Metazoa; Cnidaria; Anthozoa; Scleractinia; Poritidae
Source: the annotation of a GenBank genome assembly
AUGACGGCUGAACAAAAUGCUGGCUUACCUAAAAGAAAGAAAGGUGAGUAAAUCUUUGGUUAUUCCCUUUGUAAAGGCGAUAGGAAGACUUGUUACAAGUAGCAACUUGGGGUCUUGUGGCAAUAUCUAACUUCAACUUGCGUCAACGCGUUAAGAUAUUUUCUUUGGUUUUAGCGAGAUAAAAACUAUUGUUUUAGCCUUUAACGUAUAUGUUUAACCCCUCCAAAAAGCUGUAGAAACAAGUUUCGUAUACUGUCAACUCAUGGACUCCCGAGUCUGUACAGUGCGUUGUCUUGUACCGGUCAAGUUUCCUUGCCGCAAGAUUAUUAUCGCUCGCUUUGGUUUGGUGUAGAAUUUUUCUGCAAUAAUGUUUAGUAAAUGCAUCAAAAGCAAUUAAAAUUAAGAUUUUUGUUGUAUUUACCUACCUACAUUCUAAAUUUUUAUUCGCGAAAAAGUCAGUUGACCACGUGUUGUACAACACUAGUCGUAUCUUGUGCAAGCAAACGAAUAUUCUGAGGCAAAAAAGUUCUUCACUAGUUCUUUCUUUAAGUUUCUCUCAGUCUAAGGCGGGAGCCGGUUCCUGUCUAAGGUUAGUUUGAAAAGAAAAAAUACUGUGGGCGACAAUGAGAAUAAAUAUUUUCACAUAACUGUUAAAAUCAUUUCCCGUUUUCUUUUAUUCCAAGAUCGAAUAUGAGGGCGGAAAGCACGUCCGAAGUCCGAAAUCUCGCCCCCCCCACUCCCCCCUCACCUUCCCCUUCCCUCCCACCGUGCGUUAUUUUUAGCUGGAACUUAAGAGUAUUUUUUGGCAUUACAGGUCAAGAAGGAGGCUUGUCCAAACAGGAGAGGAUCCACAUUCGUGAGGUAAUAAAGAUUGCGUUGGAAGAGUUCAAAGAUGAAGACAUUCUGAAGGUGUUGAAAGAGUCUUUAGAGCUGAGGUUAAAGAUCUGUUUCGCUCCGUUUCCUCCCCUUCGACCUGCCAGUAAAAAGGUGUCCUAUAGCAACGGUAAGCAUAAUUAACUUUUUGAUGUUGUUUGUUUCUAUAUGUCAAUAACGAGCGCGACGUAAUGUCGCACAGAGAGGAGGAUUCUUAGCAGUUCAUUCUCGAAAUACAAGGGUGGCUUGCGAGUCAAGGUGAAGCAGAUUUUUAGCGAAUUAGUUUCAGACUGCGGACUGCAUAUAUGCGCCUUCUUUAGGCUCAGUUUAGCUUAAUGAGCUAGAAAAAUGAAUUUUUGCCACAGAUUCAAUGCAAGUGCAACCUAGUCUGCUACACAGAGGUUUUUAGUGUCGUCACGCAACGCUCCUCCACGGAACGUUGCGUGACGACACUAAAAACGGCAGUGUAGCAGACUACUAGGUGCAACCUUGUCCCCAGCACUUUUUUCUUGGAAUCAGAGAAAAGGGAAUACUCUUGGGACGCUACUAGGUUGAUGCAAGUAAAAAUUUCAACGCCUUUUAGUUUUGGCAAAAAGCUCAUAAGAAGUGUACUUCUAAGGGAUUCACCUGGUAGGGGUGAUACAAAUUUUUAGCUUGGAGUAAGGUUAAACUGAAAUAUUUGGGAUACAUGAAGCUUGUACAUCUUGUACAAAAACAACAUAUAAGGACAUUUUAGUCUUUUGUUCAUUUGUCGCCACCUGUAGAAGGGCUGUAGGGGUUGCAAAUGAGAGACCAUGUUUGUGUGACCGGGUGGAGAAGGCAUACAGAUAACACACCCACGGUUGUUUCUUUUUUCCUUUGAAGUAUGCGCUUUGUGCGUGUGAAAUUAAUGGUUUUCCCUUAAAGGAGCCUCAUAGCAAACACACCAUUAUUUGGGGGGUGGGGGUGGGGGGUUGGGGAGGCAAGUUAGCUUUUGUGUUACAAAGCAUUGCCAAUAACUGUGCAUGCAUCUCCGAUAUAGUUGCUAGAUGCAUCAAUGACCGUUCAAAUGACUGAUUAUAUAUUAUUUACAGGAAAUCUUGUAGGUUAUAUCUGGCAAAAGGAAAGGUUUUUUAAAAUCCCUUAGUACAUUCGGAUAAAUUUUAACAGAGCUUUUCAAUAAAAUAGUUUCACGCUCGUAAUUUAAUGAGCUUUCUCUAAGUUGAUACCUAAUUAAAGAGAUAAAACUAUUAAGUUAUUUUCUGUAUUACAUAAUGGCUUAUAAAACGUUGUAUGUGUGUGAUAGCAGGUAGAGCAGUUCAGUUAAUAAGUUUUUGUGAAAAAAAGGUUAUAUUCUGGGCACUUUUUUCUACAGGAGUUAUGGAAGAUGAGGAAUUCACGCCUGAGCAAAGGAAAGGACUUCGCGAACUUCUACUUGAAUGUUUAGAACACUUCGAUGAACAAGAAAUGUUGGAUUUUUUGACACAUUCCAUCGAAUUCAGAGUCAAGUUUUGUCCUCCGCCGCAUUACCUUCUACCUCCUGGCCUUUAUCCCAGUACGUUUCCAGGCGCUGAGUCGGGACCUAGCAUCACUCCGAGGUCCCCUUCAAAACCACUUGGCAUUACUCCCAGGUCCCCUACAAAAACGCCUUUGCCCAAUUCAAAAGCUAAUCCCAAGACAAGAGCAACUACCACUUCCAGUGGCCAAACCUCAGCAAGUCCCAUAACCACAGACGCUGCCACCCAGUCAGCCUUGGUUAAAGAACGCCGACUCAUUGAAAACGCAGUCUUUGAAGACGACAUGGCUGAUUUAGCUGAAGACGUUACAUUCGAAGACGCAGCCCUCUCAAAAAUCCAGUCUGACGAGCCUGUUUUGAAUCAAAAAGGCAUUAAAGACGAUGCUAAAGCGGAAGUAGUCAAAGAGGCAUCCAAUAAGCGUGCUUCUUCGCCUUGGAAUUCUCGUUUUGUCGGAAUAGGUGAAAAAGAUUCCACAAAGAAACUUGCCCAACGAAUGAAGAAGCUUCUUUCACCCCAGCAAUUGAAGCUCAGCAAGGCAGAUUUGGCUCCUGAAAAAGAAAUUGCCGGGUCCCCUGAAGACGAAGCACAGAGCGACAUAGAGAAGCCCGAAGUUGUCGGACGCGCUAUCGAGGAACUCGUUGAACCAGCCAAACGACUGGCGAAGAAGUCUUCUUCUCUCGAAUCAAAACUUACUUUGUCGAACCUCGUCUCUGAUAAAAAGUCCGUUUUAAACGAGCCAGUCGAUCCAGGCGAGUCAGAGUCCAAACAACCGAACGACCGGUCUAUCGUCGGCUCCUCGGAGAAAGUCGGAAAAACGUCUUUGUCGACGAACAGCGACGAGGGCGAGUUCUCCAGCAUAAUGACGAUCGACUACAGCGAAGCAACUCACGAGGCAGAUGCUGGCGUCGUUGGAGUCAACUUGGGGCUUAUUGCCGAGUCAAAUGAUGAAUUGUCGUAA